AUGGAGCUGCAAAAGGACUACCAGCGCCCCUCCCUCUCCGCGCUUUCGCCGCCUCCGCCACGACCCUCUGGUCUCUCUACGCCACUCCACGCCUACGCGGCCACCAUCCUGUCUCAGACGUCUACCGUCCGCCGCGACCUCUCCUUAGAGCCAGCUUCUUACUCCCGGUUAUCUCGGAAGGUCUUGCGGCUCGGUUCUGUUUGGUUUCUCCUUCGGGUGCUUCUCUUGGCACUCACCACUGAGCCUGUAGCUGCCGGCGGACACCUUCAAGCACCGUCAGAUGCAAAGGCGGAUGUAGAGAACUGCGUCCUUUCAAGUCCGGAUCUGUUGCCAUCUUCUUAUCCUUUUAAGAACUCCAUGAAUUACUGCUCUCUGGCCGUUUCCGGACGCAGUUCGACCUCAAUCCGCAAAAGAUUGCGCCUUCCGCGCGGAAUCCCGGGCUUGCCCUGUUUAUCCACCAGUGAAGCCCUUGAUCUUCCCGAAGAAAGCUUCGACUCGGUUUUUUAUACGCUCCCUUCACCUCGAUAUCCAAGAUUUCGUUCGCCCCUUCCGUGCUUCUGGGCUCUUCCCGAGGAUGCGCCUCGUCUUGGCUGUGAAGGUAGCUCCAACCGAGAGCGCUGGGAGUUCACUCGAGCGUGGGUACGAGGGCGAAUGCAAGAAUGUGCCAAAGCCGGGAACUUGACGGAUUCUCUCAACUUUCUGCGGCUCCUCGUACCCAGUAUUCUUGAUUACAAUGGACUUCUCUACCGCUAUCUCAGAUCAGGUCAUGUUUCUGUAGACGCGUUGGCUAAUCUUUUUGCAGAGAUGAAAAGAUUUGGACCGUGUCCGAACGUUUGGACGUUCAACAUACUCUUCAAUGGAUUGUGCGCAUUAGGCUAUUUGGAAGAUGCCUUCUAUGUGCUUGAAGAAAUGUGGAGCCAUAGGUUUGUUCCGUCUUUCAUGUCAUUGAGGAAACUGAUGAAGAAAUCGUUAGCUUCAGGUAGCCUCGAACUUUCUCUGCAAGUAUUAAGGCUCAUGUUGAAUUUAAACUAUUUGCCAACGUUACAAGAUGUGAGUAACUUGAUAAUUAACCUCAUCAGAAGCAACAAAAUUUGUCAAGCUUAUCAAGCUUUCUCAAUACUAUUGGGAAAGGGUUUUGUCCCAAAUGUCUAUGCCUGCAAUUCAAUUCUUUUUUACUUAAGCAAGUCCUAUCGGAGCGAUAUGGCUUUAUCACUCUUUUAUUGUCUGAGAAAGAAGGGAUUCAGUCCAAACAUAUACUCCUAUACGGCUGUGAUUCUUGGAUUUAGCAAGCAAGGGUUGUGGAAUGAAGCAUAUUGUUUUCUGAAGCUGAUGCGGAGUGAAGGAUGCAUGCCUACGGUUGUCACAUACACUAUACUUAUUAAGAACCUCUGCAGAGAUGGGAAGUUAAAGGAGGCAUUUGGUAUUCUUGAGACGAUGGAUAAAGAAGGAUGCCCUCCUGAUUUAGUCACAUGUAAUGUGCUACUCCAUGCACUUUGUGGCCACAAUGCAAUAACAGAAGCCCGUAACUUCAUUCAAAUCAUGGAAGAGAAAGGUUACCCACUUGAUCAGUUCUCUUGGUGUGCUCUAGCUGGUGGUUUAUUGAGAGCUGGGCUUGUAGAAAAUUCAAUAGAUCUUCUGCAAAAAAUAAUUUUGGUGGGAAAUCAAACUGUGGAUGUUGUCACUUGGAAUAUCUACUUUCAUAGUUUAUGCUGCAACAACAAUGUGAAAAAGGUGCUAGAUAUGGCUGAGAGUAUGACUGAGAAGGGGUUUACUCCAACUACUUUUACGUGUAACAUUAUUCUGAAGGGACUAUGUAAGGGGAAAAACACUGAUGAGGCAUUAGAGUUUCUAGACAGUUUUGCUCGGGGUGGAAAUGGACCAGACUUGGUUUCUUUCAAUACCAUCCUGUCUGCAGCUUGCAAACAGGGAGACUCAUCCAUGAUCCGAAGGGUUCUAACCAGAAUGGAUGUUGAAGGUUUCAAUCUUGAUAUUGUUGGCAUGACAUGUUUGAUGCAGUACUUCUCUAAGGCUGGCAGGUUAUCAGAAAGCUUUAGGCUUGUUAAAUAUAUGAUCUUACAUGGGCAUCUUCCCAGUACAAUCACCUGUAAUGUACUUCUGCACAGCCUUUGCAAGAAAGGGUUCCUGGCACAUGCAUAUAGAAUGUUUCAUGAGUUUAAGAGCAUGAAGACAUUCCCAGAUACCACUUCGUAUAAUAUUCUCAUACAUGCUUCGAUUAGGAAAGCUGACUAUUCCUCCAUGAAGUGCUUGUUGACUGAUAUGUAUCGCGAGGGUUUGCUGCCUGAUGCCACUACAUAUGGAUCCUUAAGCUAUGGCCUCUGCAGGAAAGGUAGUAUUAGCGCUGCUGUGUGUUUGGAGCCCUGGAUGCUGGAGUCUGGUGUAAUGCCAAAUAUCUCUUACUAUAACACUAUUUUGGGUGCUGCAUUUCGAAUGGGCAGAUUGUGGGAUGUUUUAUUAAUACUUGUCAAGAUGGAGAUCGAAGGGUUUGAACCGGAUGCAAUUUCGUACAAGCUUUUCAAACGUAAGAUGGAAAAGGGUGGAAGAAAGGGAUUUCCAAAGGCCAUGAAAAUCCUUAAGAUCUUAAUGAACAAACAAGGGACUGGACUUGGUUUGUAAAGAAAGAUGAAGCAGUUGAAUCCCAUUGAUCAUUAUGUUUAACAAGUGAAACACAAACACAUGCAGAGGAUCUCCCUAGCGACUUUUUUUUCUGUCUCCAUUAAGCUGACAUAUGACCUGCUGCACAGGUCCUUUCAAUUGAGGAUUAAGCUGGUUGGAGAAAAGCUUCUGCUUAAUCACUGGCUUCCAUUUUCAUCAAGAGUGAGCAUUUCUCCAUCCGCGGCAGCAUCAUCAAACCACUCUAGACUGCUCUAUUUUGGCGCCAUUGCUGCUGAACCUCUUGAAGGUGGAACUUUGACUGGGAGUAGAACAGAUGGGUUCUAAUUUGGAACAAAGCCGAAGCAAAUAGAGCAGGUAGAAAAGCACUCCAAACCUAUGGCUGGCGGUGAGAAAUCACAUGAUCACGGAGGGUUACCAACCAAAAUAUGUUCUGUUGUGUUUAUUUUUUUUGGUAUGCAGAGAAAGUUGCUAAGAUACGAUAUUUAUGUUGUGGAGAGAGAGAGAGAGAGAGAAUGUUCUUUUCUUAAUUUAUUUAUUUUUAUUUCAUAAAUAUGUAUGUAUGUAUGUGUACAUGUUUAUUUAAAAAAAUAAAAUUAUGUUGCG
This is a messenger RNA of Musa acuminata subsp. malaccensis (wild Malaysian banana), 3237 nucleotides long. RefSeq names its product pentatricopeptide repeat-containing protein At1g62930, chloroplastic-like. Lineage: Eukaryota; Viridiplantae; Streptophyta; Magnoliopsida; Zingiberales; Musaceae. Gene Ontology annotation, molecular function: protein binding. The record is from RefSeq and is a predicted model, not a curated record.